UAAAUCAUGAUAACGUCAUAAUUCAAUGGCGGGGUCGAGAGAAAACGUCAUUUUGACAGAAUGGCAGAAAGUCUAGAAAGUCAAUUACAAUUUAUAUUAAAGUACGUGUUUUUAUUUAUCUUAUAAAAAUGUAAAAUUGUCUAUUCAUUAAAUCGUAAAAAUAAGAAACAGAAAAUAAUGUCAUAAAUAAUUUUCUUUAAAAUAACUAAAAAAAGUGAAUUUCAUUAAACGAAAUAUAUUAUAAAAUUUUAUUGCGUCGUCAAAGUGAACGGUUGCAAAAAUUGUACGUGUCGUGUUUGCAAAUGCAUCGUUAGUUUUACACAGAGUUCCUGACCGUAAUACGGUACGGAUGUGAUGGAGGAUUACAAAUUUCUCUUUAAAGUUGUACUCGUAGGAAAUGCGGGUGUCGGCAAGACUUGUCUCGUGCGUAGAUUUACCCAGGGAUUAUUUCCUCCAGGUCAAGGUGCAACAAUAGGUGUUGAUUUUAUGAUUAAAACUGUAGAAGUAGAAAAUGAGAAAGUUAAGCUUCAAAUCUGGGAUACUGCUGGUCAAGAAAGAUUUCGAUCAAUAACACAAAGUUAUUAUAGAUCAGCUCAUGCUUUGAUUUUAGUAUAUGAUAUUUCUUGUCAACCUACAUUUGAUUGUUUACCAGAUUGGUUAAGAGAAAUUGAAGAAUAUGCAAGUAACAAAGUUCUUAGGAUAUUAGUAGGUAAUAAAAUUGAUCGAGAAGACAGAGAAAUACCAACACAUGUAGGAGAAGAUUUUGCACAAAGACAUGGAAUGUACUUUUUAGAAACUUCAGCUAAAGAAGCAGAAAAUGUAGAGCGAUUAUUUAUGGAAAUAGCUGCUGAACUCAUGGAGCAAGCACGCAGUAAAGAGCUACCUAGAUAUGAAACAAAUACAACUUCAAUAAAUGGAAAAACAACAUCAAUUGGUGAUACAAGUAACUGUGGUUGUAGUAGACUUUCUUAAGUAGCUUUUAUAUCUAUGAUUAAGUCAUUCAACAAAUGCAUAAUUUCAGUUGCUAAAUAUGUAUGUAGAAUAUUAUCAUACAGUUUUUAUAGAAUGUGAAGAUUGAAUUGCAAUAUUAGUCAAUCUUCUAUAACUAAAUGAAAAGAAUUUUAAUAUUAAAAUCUUUGAUAUUAUAUGUUAGCAUCUAGUGUUAACAAGCAGAAUUAUUGAUAAUUUUGUUGCAAAAAAUAUUUAAUAUCUGAAAUUAAAAUGAACUUUAAAUAUGUUGAUA
This is a messenger RNA of Apis mellifera (honey bee), 1243 nucleotides long. RefSeq names its product ras-related protein Rab-30. NCBI's taxonomy places the organism in Eukaryota, Metazoa, Arthropoda, Insecta, Hymenoptera, Apidae. Gene Ontology annotation, molecular function: GTP binding; GTPase activity. The coding region runs from base 355 to 972 and encodes 205 amino acids. The transcript is spliced from 5 exons. Gene Ontology annotation, cellular component: trans-Golgi network. The record is from RefSeq and is a predicted model, not a curated record.